CUGGUUUUUGUGUCUGUACAGAUCAUCUCUUUCACUGUGUAGCAUUUUUGCUUUCUCUUCCAACACUUGAUGACGUCAUCAAUUCCUUCCAUGGAACUCCCCUCUUCAUCUUCCAAACUCCCACCGAUGUACGACGUGCUCAUCAACUUCACUGGAGAAGACAUCCGCAGGAAAUUUGUUUCUCAUCUCGAUUCUGCCCUCUCUGCUAAUGGGCUCACCACUUUCCUUCACCACGACAAUGCAAUAAAGCCGGUGCACAUCCAACAACCUAUUCUCAAUCUGUGUCGGGUAGCAAUUGUUGUUUUCACCGAAACCUAUUCCCAAUCUGCUUGGUGUCUUCAUCAGCUUCAACAAAUCAUUCAAUGGCACGAAACUUAUUGCCGACAUGUUCUGCCCGUAUAUUACGAAAUUCAGCCAUCCGAUGUACGUCUUCAGAAGGGUGAUUUUGGAAAAGCCUUCAAAGCAACUGCACACCAAACAUUUUCAGCACAAGAACUGGAGCAUGCCAUGUCUAGGUGGAGUCACGCAAUCACCAAAACUGCAAAUUUCUUUGGAUGGGAUGAUUGCAACUACAGGAGUGAUGCUGAACUAGUGGACACAAUUGUUAAGAGUGUUCUUAAUUUAUCAGUCUUGUCUGCUACUAAAUUUCCAGUUGGAUUACAGUCUCGCGUGGAAGAUGUGAUUGAAAUUAUAAAAAAUAAAUCAACGGAAGUUUGUAGGAUAGGGAUAUGUGGAAUGGGAGGAUCAGGUAAAACCACCCUUGCCAAAGCCAUUUAUAGUCAAAUUCAUGGUACAUUCGUGGAGAAAAGUUUUGUUGAAGAUAUUUCAGAAGUUAGUCGGACGAGAGGGCAUGUUCAUUUACAACGACAACUUCUUUCAGAUGUCCUGAAAACAAAGGUAAAGAUACAUAACGUUGAAAUGGGAAGAUGUAUGAUUCUGGAAAAACUUUAUCGGAGAAGGGUGCUCAUUGUACUUGACGAUGUGAAUGAACAUUGUCCAUUAGACAUAUGGGAAAGUAAGGGAUGGUUCAGUGAAGGAACUGUAAUAAUCAUUACAACAAGAGAUGAAUACCUACUAAGGAAACAUGAAGUUCGUUCUGUUUUUCGGAUAAAUCGAAUGAAUGAAAACCAGUCCCUUGAACUUUUUAGUUGGCACGCAUUUAGGGAAGCAAAACCAAAAGAGGAAUACUAUUCUCUUGCAAAAAGACUUGUUGCUUAUUGUGGAGGACUACCUCUAGCUCUUGAAGUCGUUGGAACUUAUUUAUAUGAAAGGACGAAAGAAGAAUGGAAUAGAGUAUUGUUGAAAUUAGACAAUGUUCCUCGACAUGAAAUUCUACAGAUAUUGAAAAUAAGCUUUGACGGUUUGCCUAAUCAAAUGGAAAGAGAUCUAUUCCUUGAUAUAUGUUGUUUCUUUGUUGGUAAAGGCAAAGUUUAUGCUACCAAGAUCCUAAAUGGCUGUGGAGUAGACGCUGAUAGUGGAAUAAGAGUUCUCAUAGAGCGUAACCUCAUAAAAGUUAAAAAUAACAACAAAUUUGGAAUGCAUCCUCUGCUCCGGGAUAUGGGAAGAGAAAUUAUUCUUGAAAUUUCAAGUAAGGAACCUUGGAAUAAGAAUCGGGUGUGCCUUGAAAACGAUAUGCAUCAUGCACUGUCAGAGAAUAUUCUCUUUUCAUCACAGGAGACAAAGGUCGUUCACAGAUCGCCUACAGGGAGAGAUUCAUAUGAACGUUAUCCUUUAGAGGUAAGUGACCCAUCAAGAUUGGUGAAGAUCAAUGCAGAUUCUAAGUACCGUACUAAGAAAUUAAUAUGGAUCAGUUGGCAAGGGUUUCCAUCAGAAUACCUACCUAACGACUUUUAUCUGCAUGAUGCCAUAGCUAUUGAUUUAAAAUACAAUCUUCUUCGAUUCCUAUGGAAACAACCCCAGGUUUUGGAGUCACUAAAAGUCCUCAAUCUCAGUCAUUCCAUGUACUUGACAAAAACACCUGACUUUUCGAGACUACCAAGACUUGAACAGCUCAUUCUCAAAGAUUGUCCAAGAUUGCACAAAGUUGACCAAUCUGUUGGAUGUCUAUGCAAUCUUACACUUCUAAAUUUGAAGGAUUGUACAAGUCUAAGCAAUCUCCCAAGAGAGAUAUAUAAGCUGAAAUCUUUGAAAGCUCUCAUUCUCUCUGGUUGUUCAAAGUUAAGCCUAAUGGAAAAAGAUAUAGGGCAAAUGGAAUCCUUGAUAAGUUUAAUUGCUGAAAAUGCAGUUGUUAAACAAGUGCCUUUUUCCAUUGUAAGCUCAAAAUGCAUUGGACAUAUAUCCCUACAUCGAUUUGAGGGAUUGUCACAUAAUCCUUUUCCUUCUAUCAUUUGGUGUUGGAUGUCGCCAACAAUGAAUCCCCUAUCUUAUAUUCAUUCGUUUUGCAUGGAUAAAGAGCAUAGUAGUGGUGAUGAUAUUAUGCCACUAUUUAACACCCUUGCAAAUCUUCGAAGUGUUGUGGUACAAUGUGACACCGAGUUUCCACUAUCUACACAAGUAAAAACUACUCUGGUUGAAUAUGUUGUAAAUAUUUCAGAAUCGGGAAUUUCAAAGCAUCACUUCAGGUUAUCUUUGAUUGGUUUUGGAAGACACGGUGAAUUCUUCAAUACUGUGAGCGAUGGCAUAUCUGAGGUAUUGGCAAGUAGUGAGUUAAGUGAAGUUUCUCUCCCUGGCGACAAUGAUCCUUUUUGGUUGGCCCAUAUGGGUGAGGGACAUUAUGUUUCUUUCACUUUGCCUCAGGAUCGUGUCAUGAAGGGAAUGGCUUUGUGUGUUGUUUAUUUAUCAACCUCUGUUCCUGCAGAGAACAAAUAAGAAGUCAGGCACAAGAGUCACCUUACCAUGUAGUCCGCUAUCUCCUCA
Molecule: messenger RNA, 2877 nt
Organism: Vigna unguiculata (cowpea)
Lineage: Eukaryota; Viridiplantae; Streptophyta; Magnoliopsida; Fabales; Fabaceae
Product: disease resistance protein RPV1-like
Biological process (GO): defense response; signal transduction
Molecular function (GO): ADP binding
Source: RefSeq, a predicted model, not a curated record